Vittaforma corneae ATCC 50505 is the source of this 453-nucleotide messenger RNA. RefSeq lists its product as uncharacterized. Bases 1 to 453 code for a protein of 150 amino acids. The record is from RefSeq and is a predicted model, not a curated record. Lineage: Eukaryota; Fungi; Microsporidia; Nosematidae. The transcript has a single exon. Gene Ontology annotation, biological process: ubiquitin-dependent protein catabolic process.
AUGAGAGUAAGAACAACAGAUGGCAAAAUUCUAGAGUUAGAUGAGCUAUAUGCCUUAAAAAGUUAUCUACUCAGUAGCUUGGCAACAAUCCAAUCGGUAGAAGAGCCGAUUGAUAUACUGGUCGACUCCAAGACCAUGAGAAUUAUAUACGAUUUUAUGAUUCGAGACAAUCAUGCUCUAAAACGAGAAUACAACUCGCUCGAAAUACACUUUUCGAAUGAGACUCUGUCAUAUUUUGAUAGUAAAUCAACUUCUGAGGUUAUAAGCAUAUGCAACGGUGCCAACUACCUUGAGUAUCCGUACUUGCUUGAGGUUUGUUGCAAAAUAUUGGCUAUUAGAUUGAGCCAAGGCUCAGCCAAAACCAAGAAUGAAGUGCUGGGAGAGAGAAGAAUAACUGAGGAGGAUAUGAGCUUAAUAAUCCAAGACUUCGACUGGGCAAAUGAGAGCAUUUGA